GCGCCGACUCCUGACAGUGGGCUCCUCCAGCCUCCAUAUUGUCUGCGGCCGCUAGGAGCAAUGGCGUCCGGCACAGCGCUGGUCUAUGAUGAAGAAAUGAUGAGCUAUCAGCUGCUUUGGGAUGACCCAGAGUGUGCUAUUGAGGUGCCGGAGAGACUGUCUUCUUCCUUCAAGAGACUCCAGGAUUAUCAUCUUGUAAACAGAUGUGUCCGGGUACCUGUCAGAGAGGCCACGGAGGAAGAGAUAACCCUCGUCCACAGUCCUGAAUACCUUGAUGUAGUUAAGAGUACUCAGACUAUGGAUUUAGAGGAACUGAAGGAAACAUCAGAGAAGUACACUGCGGCAUACUUUCAUAAGAACUCGUAUCGCUGUGCUAAGCUGUCACUUGGUGGCACAUUACAGCUUGUUGAUGCAGUGAUGUCAGGAGAUGUUCAGAAUGGAAUGGCUCUUAUAAGGCCUCCAGGGCAUCAUAGUCAGAGAAGUGCAAGUAACGGAUUCUGUGUCUUUAAUAAUGUUGCAGUUGCUGCAGAAUAUGCGAAAAGCAAGUACAAAGUUCAGAGAAUUCUAAUUGUUGACUGGGAUGUUCACCAUGGACAAGGGAUCCAGUACAUCUUUGAAGAUGACCCGAGUGUCCUAUAUUUCUCCUGGCAUCGCUAUGAACAUGGAUCUUUCUGGCCAAAUCUACGUGAAUCGGACUAUGAUUCCGUUGGAAAAGGCAGAGGAACUGGCUUUAAUAUAAAUCUGCCCUGGAACCAGACUGGCAUGGGUAAUGCAGAUUACAUUGCUGCUUUCUUCCAUGUACUCCUGCCUUUGGCCUUUGAGUUUAAUCCUGAACUAGUUUUGGUCUCUGCUGGUUAUGAUUCAGGAAUUGGAGACCCUGAGGGACAUAUGCGUGCCACUCCAGAGUGUUUCUCCCAUCUCACUCACAUGCUUAUGCAUCUUGCUGGUGGUAAACUGUGCAUGAUCCUUGAGGGCGGCUACCAUCUCCGCUCUCUGUCAGAAUCUGUUUCCAUGACUGUAAGAACAUUGCUCAGAGAUCCAGUACCCAGGUUGUCUGGAGAAAUGACGCCAUGUUACAGUGCUUUAGAAUCCAUACAGAAUACAAGGCAUGCACAUUCCCCAUACUGGAAGUGUUUAUUGCAUGAUGAAACAAGGUUAGUAGAAGAGAUAAGCACUAUUGGCUUGAAAGCCCUGGAGCCGUUGCAUGUAGAUGCAUCUGCUGUGGAUGAGUUUCUGGAAAAUCAUAUGAAGAAGAUCCUGCACCCGACCCCACCAAUCACCACCUUGGUGGUAGCUCCUGUAGAGAACACACUUAACCUUCCUGCUGGUGUGCAGUUAGAAGAAAGCACCGUGACCCCAGAGCAAGCAAGACAGGCAAUAAGUGUUUUCAAUCCGGAUGAAUUGAAUAAAAAUCUAUUAAACUCUGUGAGUAAAAUGCUACCAGCUCUUGAAAAACUUGUGAACAGAAAGACAAGGAAUUGUAUUACCUGUUCUCCAAAUGCUUCUCUUUCUGCUGCAGUUGCAGUACGACAAGUUUUGGCUUUGGGUUCAGAAAGGGUAUUUUGUAUCAUUAUUGGGGAUGUGGAUAUGAAGCCUGAAUUAACAAGUGAUGGGAAAACUCUAUGCCUUACAAUCUCUGGAGACAAAAUGCCUGAAGAAGCUCAAUCACAGUAUCAGACGUUUCUCAAGUGGAAGGAAGGAAGUAAAGUGGAACAGGGCCCACAUGAAGGUAGCAGCUUUUUCUAUGCACUGUUACGAUUUCUACUUCCACUGGCUUAUUCCUACCAGCCUGACCUUAUUAUAUUAACUGUUGCAAGCAAUAGGAGUAUUGGUACAAAGGAUGUUGCUUUGCUUACCAGUCUACUACAAGGUCUAGCUGAUGGUGCAGUACUUGCUGUAGUUCCGGAGACGGAAAAAGAAAUCAUAGAAGUUUUAUCUAACGUCCUGGUCAACUGCAUUUCAAUGUCCUUUGGACCUUACAUCCCUCCUGCUAAAGAAUCUAUAGGGAGCCUAACACAAGAGCCGACUGCCAUGCAGUCAAAAUGGAGAAUGCUGCAAUGUCUAGCAAAGUUAGAAGACUAUUGAACGGAAAGGCUGAUACACAGAAGACAGAUUUGGCGAGAAGAGUCGGGGAGAAAAAGACAUAACUGUAUUUGAUAAUGUCUAUGUGAACUAGGGUUGUCACUAGAGAUGAGCGAAUUUAAAAAAAAUUAGAUUCGGACGGUUUGCCGAAUUUUUCU
Bufo bufo (common toad) is the source of this 2240-nucleotide messenger RNA. It is a transcript of the gene HDAC10, whose product is annotated as histone deacetylase 10. Gene Ontology annotation, biological process: chromatin organization. Gene Ontology annotation, molecular function: histone deacetylase activity. The transcript has 21 exons. NCBI's taxonomy places the organism in Eukaryota, Metazoa, Chordata, Amphibia, Anura, Bufonidae. Gene Ontology annotation, cellular component: histone deacetylase complex. The coding region runs from base 61 to 2085 and encodes 674 amino acids. The record is from RefSeq and is a predicted model, not a curated record.